GACAUGUCAGUUCCUGUCUUUAUGGUAUGUUCUGGUUCCCGCCGCCUGUCAGUCGACUGAGUGGGCAGAGCCACCUCAGGGUUUGUUGCUGAUACGAGCAGGAAGAAGACAGACAGAGACAAAAAGAGACAGACAGACACUAAGAGAGGACAUGGACAGAGCCAACAAGACAAACUGCAUCUGAAGAGAAAACCUGAUGCAAGUGAGGAAAUAGAAAGCUCCAGCAGGAAGUGGCAGGUGGGAACAGGAAGCUCUGUCUGGGAGUAACUGUCUCUGCAGUUGACAUGUCUACGGUCAGGGCUGCGUUCGUCCUACUGAGCGUCUGUGUCCUUGUGGUCCUCGUUGUCCCGCCCUGCAUCACUCAAGAAAGUAACUGCAGCUGCAACAUCACCAACAGCCACUGUGACGAGUCCAGAGUCUGCAGGUGUGACCCCGGCUGGGACGGUGAAGGCUGUGACCGCUGCGUGCCAAUGCCCGGUUGCGUGCACGGCUUAUGUCAGCAGCCGUGGCAGUGCAGCUGUGAGCCGGGCUGGGGGGGGCGCUUCUGUGACAAAGACCUGUUCAUCUGCUCGGAGCGGCCGUGUGAGAACGGAGCGACCUGCGGGAUGGAGGACAACGGGGACUUCAUCUGCCUGUGUCCUGAGACCUACCACGGCAGCAACUGUCAACUGAAGAUGGGACCAUGUCACCAGAGGAGGUCUCCGUGUAGAAAUGGUGGCCUGUGUGAAGACGCUGACGGUUUCGCAGCAGAGUUGAGAUGUCGCUGUCUGGCCGGCUUCACAGGACCCCGCUGUGAGACCAACGUGGACGACUGUCUGAUGAAGCCGUGUGGUAAUGGCGCCACCUGUCUGGACGGCAUCAACCGCUUCUCGUGCCUCUGCCCCUCCGGCUUCACUGGACGCUUCUGCACCAUCAACCUGAACGACUGUGCCAGUCGGCCCUGCCUCAACGCAGGCCGCUGCCUCGACCGCGCCAGAGGCUUCCACUGCGUCUGCCGGGCCGGUUUCACCGGGGCCACCUGCCAGACGCUGCUAAGGAGCCGUGAUGCCCUCGAGGCUGGCUUGACAAGGAUGGGGGGGGAGGGGCCCGGAGGAGGUGGGGCUAGGAACCAUAGGACCAGCAGUAACAGCAGUGGUUGUGACGACCAGCUGUUUAAGGUAACAGUGAGUGAGCGUGGUACUGUUGGCCUAUCAGAUAUCCAACUCAUCAUCCUGUUGAUGCUGGCAGCACUGACGCUGGGUGUAGUGGGGCUGACCGCCGCCCUGGUACUGCAGGGUCAGUGCAGGGACUGUGGCCACGCCCCUUGCUGGUCACUGACUUCAUCAUCAUCAGAACUUAAGAGCAGGCGUCGAGCGCAGCGGGACCAACAGGGCGGUCGCAUCAGCUUCCUGAAUGCUGCAGAACCAGAGAAGAAGAAACACAACGCUGAGGUUGUGUAGAUGAGUGGGCGUUCGAGAGAGAAAGGAUACACCCUACUCUCAUGUGAGAACUACACAGUCAAAGGUCAGAGGUCACCUGCAUCAGGUUCAGAUCUAAUUCUCCCAGAAUGCACCUGCUGCCAAAUGCAAGUCCUCUGUGACAUCAUCAAAUUUAAACCUAAAGCGGGACAGUGGGAGGAAUCUCAGCAUGAUCAGGUCCAGCUCUAUUUAUCAAAAUACUACAUUACCCAUGAGCCUCAGCUGCUGUGUAGGAGGUUGGUACCGCACGAAACGUUCAACCAGCCAAUCAAUGUCGAGCUGCAGCUGUUAAGAAGGUGGCAUUUCCAAAUAAGAUUGAGGGAGUGGGGGUGUGUGGUUUGGCCACUAAUCAGCGAAUCAGAGCACAGAGUUCAGGUCAGGUGACACAACCUGUUUCGAUGUAAAACUGAAGAGUUGUGAAAUCAGCUGGACGUUAAUCACAUGUAACAGAUGUCAUAACAGUGUUAAAUAUUGAUCAAUCUUUUAUUGACGAUUGAUUUCUGACGAUUUGAUUUUUUUUCAGGUUUUAUUUUAUGAUUUGAUAUUUUCACUAUUUUAGUUUUUUAUUCAUUAAAAAGAUAAAUGUGAUUUAAUACA
This is a messenger RNA of Pleuronectes platessa (European plaice), 2054 nucleotides long. RefSeq names its product delta-like 2 homolog (Drosophila) (gene dlk2). Gene Ontology annotation, cellular component: protein-containing complex; plasma membrane. Bases 285 to 1439 code for a protein of 384 amino acids. The transcript has 6 exons. Gene Ontology annotation, biological process: heterophilic cell-cell adhesion; establishment or maintenance of epithelial cell apical/basal polarity. Gene Ontology annotation, molecular function: calcium ion binding. The record is from RefSeq and is a predicted model, not a curated record. Lineage: Eukaryota; Metazoa; Chordata; Actinopteri; Pleuronectiformes; Pleuronectidae.